Sphaeroforma arctica JP610 is the source of this 192-nucleotide messenger RNA. RefSeq lists its product as hypothetical. The transcript has a single exon. NCBI's taxonomy places the organism in Eukaryota, Ichthyosporea, Ichthyophonida. The record is from RefSeq and is a predicted model, not a curated record. The annotation marks the transcript as partial.
AUGGUCUCAUCGUCGGUCAUCUAUCCUCUGGACAUUGCCAAGGCACGCUACAUAACUGCGCAGACAGGCACGUACACUCACGUGAGUCAAGUAUUCACGCACGCGAUACGCACAGACGGCGUCAAGAGUCUGUUCAGAGGACUGGGUAUGAGAGUGAGUGUGCUGGGCUGUGAGUAUAUGGUGGAUGUGUGG